UCACAGCCUAGACUAAACACAGUGCUUAACUAAAACUGCCACAAUGACCACUCUUACCCCCAAGGACAAGGACACCGUCAAGACCUUCUGGGCGAAGAUCUCCCCCAAGGCAGCAGCCAUCGGAGCAGAUGCUCUUGGCAGGAUGCUGGUGGUGUACCCACAGACCAAGACCUACUUCGCCCACUGGAAGGACCUGAGCCCCGGCUCUGCCCCGGUGAAGAAGCACGGAGCUACAGUGAUGGGUGGAGUUGCUGAUGCUGUGGGUAAAAUCGACGAUCUGACAGCAGGUCUCCUGAACCUCAGCGAGCUGCAUGCCUUCACUCUGAGGGUGGAUCCUGCUAAUUUCAAGAUUCUUGCCCACAACAUCCUUGUUGUCUUGGCCACCACAUUCCCCAACGACUUCACCCCUGAGGUCCAUGUGGCAAUGGACAAGUUCCUGGCUGCUGUGGCUCUGGCUCUGUCCGAGAAGUACAGAUAAAAUCCUGGAAAGGAGAUGAAGAUGCAUGAGUUCACUCUUGAUGUAAAAAAUAAAUGCAUAAAUGUUAAAACACACCAAAA
Molecule: messenger RNA, 558 nt
Organism: Fundulus heteroclitus (mummichog)
Lineage: Eukaryota; Metazoa; Chordata; Actinopteri; Cyprinodontiformes; Fundulidae
Product: hemoglobin embryonic subunit alpha-like
Biological process (GO): hydrogen peroxide catabolic process; oxygen transport
Cellular component (GO): haptoglobin-hemoglobin complex; hemoglobin complex; blood microparticle
Molecular function (GO): peroxidase activity; heme binding; oxygen carrier activity
Source: RefSeq, a predicted model, not a curated record